GUGGUCAGCCGUCACGUAGGAAGGACGUGGUGGUGUGUCCCGCUUGCUUCGCCGCGCUUCACCUCGCCGCGCUUCACCUCUUCCCGCUUCGGAUCGUCUCGUCUCGGAAGAAGCAUAUACGCCUGCAUGGACGCCUCAUGUACGUGCAGCUCUUCUCAAGAGAAGCCAACAAACGCGAAAUGAUUUAUAUUGGACUGGCUACCGGUGGGUGCGGGUCAAUAACUCGUUCGUCCGAGUAAAAUAUUGCAUUUUUCCUUUUAACAACUAAUAACAGUUCAUUAUAAACUAUCUCGGUAUCCUGACCAGGCGGUAGCAACUAUAGCAGAUGAACGUGAAUCGAGUAGCACAAGUAUUUUCCAACUUUAGAGAAUAUAUUCCAAGCUACUCCGUAUUCGCCUAACGGUAUCUUCCCGGACAUCGAAAAUUGCAUUCCACUGUAACUUUGAGGAAUACCGCGCGUGCGAUUGCUUUCUUCGACCCCGCGAGUUGAUCCGUCAGAAACGUUAAUUAUCGUCUGACCGAGACGGCGAAGAAGUACCCUGAACGAAAUCCGACUUCAUUACUAGCGAGUCUACAUCAGUUGUAGAGACAUAGCAGCAUCUCUUUUUUUACAAUUACAAGAGAAUGCGAGGAACGCUUUGACACGAUCAACCUCCACUCAAUUAUCGUCAUGGUGCACCGUCGUCGUGGAAUGUCGUAAAAGCCAAAGUCCGAAUCCCGUGGGAAACGACGUACGUCACGAAUAUAAUUCGAUCGGGAGUAAGAACUCGAGAACCCGGACGAUGACUUCCAUGUGUGGCAGCGGAAAGAGUCACGCCGUGAUGAAUGCCGGCGGCUAUUACAGGCCUGGCCCUUACGCUUAUCAAAGAGACUAUUAUUUAACGCCAAGAUCCACUUGGCCCAGGGUAUCAGCAGCAGGAAGAAAUGGUAAUACUACAUGGAGGUUUGGCAGUGCCAUGUUAAUUAUGUCAGCUAUGUUAGUGUUGAUCGCAGUUCUGGCAAUUGCUGGAUUAGCUCUAUGGAUGGGUGCUUUCCGAACAGAUUCUAAAAAUGCUAUCGUCGGAUUUUCAUGUAGCUUCAGAAUAGCAAGAGGCGAAAGGUAUAAUCCCAUGUUAAAACUGAACACGAGCAUGGUCUUCCGAGAAAAGGAACGAAAAUUCAAAAAUAUUUUCGAGCUUCUGUUUAGGAGAAGCGUGCUCGGUUUAUCCUACAAGCAAACCAUGAUAGACAGGUUUGAGAAUGGGACUUUGAAAGUUUUCUUCAGACUAUAUCUCGACCGAAGGAAGAUACCACGUUCGAUCGUAAAUAUUGAGGACACCAUCCAGGACAUUAUUGUUAAGGAAACAUACUCAAUUACAUCUUUGUUCAAAGAUAUGGAGCUGGAUCUCACGUCCAUAUCAGUGAAAAGAAUAAAUCAGGAAAGUAUCGUAAAUCAAAAACAAGGACAGCAGAAACAUACUAUGAUUACUAAAAACGGCUUAUUACGACCAAAUAGAAAUAGCAGUUUGAUUAUGAGUUCGAAGCAAAAAACGAAACCAAUCAGGACCGAAUCCAGCGAGCCCAAUAUAGACUUCAACAACAUCCCGACCAUCCAGGGUACCUACAGAGCAACGAAAGUCAAUAUUACCGCAGAUAAUUCAACGAGAGGAAUAUCCGAGUCGACGAUAGAUAGCAAAGGACUAGCCACUACUAGGAGAACGCCGUUGCACAAGCACACCACGACGUCACAGAAAGUAUUCAACCACGUGGAAUCUUCGUCGACGGACGAACCUUCGACAUUUUUCAUGAGAUCCACGGUAGCUACGCUCAGCGACAAUAAAUCGAACGAAAAGCAGAAGAACGAAGUGAAAACGACGUCUCCGAGGACCACAACUGUUCGAGCCGAAUUGGACAUCUUCAAAGAUUUCCGCAAUCCAGCUUUCGAGAAUAACUCACCGUGGAAACCGAUCGUGCCGGGGUAUGUGAACACGGAGUUAAAGUUGCUACCUAAUGAAGACGACGUCAAAGAAAUCAGUCACACGGAAUCGACCACGCGGAGAGUCGUUCCAACGACGAGCGAUUCCCGCGAUAACGCAAGAGCGCCCGGUGCCGGGACUAACACGACGUCGACGGUGCCAAAGUUACCAUUAGGUUCCGUCAACUUUGGCGACGUCGCCGAAAUAAAUACCUUCGACACGGACAACACCGAUUUUCCGCGAGACAGAAUCGUCCCAGGUCUGACGGCAUCCAAACCGAGCGAUAGUGGGAAGCUGGACAUCGAAGUAGCCGGACAGCUGCCUUCGGAAACGUACAGCGUCAAACUGAAAGCCUCGUCGUACGACGAUAGAGUGACCUCCAGCUCGGAGAACUCGAUGAUUCGCGGAGUCUCCGAAAAUAUCCCGACAAAAGAAGAAAGCGAUGCCUCUCAAGAGAAGCGUGGAGACUCGAACGGUACUCGAAAAACGGAGGCGAAGCUCGACUCGGCAUCGACGACGGAGCCUGACGACCCGUUCGGAUCGCGCGGUGACGAGAAAACGAACGACUCGUUCACGAGCGGUAUUGGCGUGGCGGAACCUGUACUGGACACGGAAGUCGAACUGGAAGCGAAAACUCGAUACAGAGGAAGCGGCAUACUGGCGCUGACCGCGCACACGGACGAGGACGCGUUGCGGAACAGGAGAAUUAACGUUAAUCAACAACCGGUUUACACGAGUUACAAUACUCCCGAUCUGAACGGCGUUAGCCUCGGGUCCAGCUUGAUCGAGAACCCGGCAACCACGAAACCCUUCAGACACACGAUACCCGUCGAUAAAAUCACGUCCGUCGUAAAUUACAGCCUCAACGUUCCUCUUGAUCACUUGGACGCUCUGUCUCUCUCGGACGACACGGUCAUCGACGCAAAAUUGUCCCAAGAUAAAAUUCCGACGUCAUCAUCGCCACCAAAGAGAAUCGUCGAAGUGGAAACCGCCGUUACGGAGCACGACAGUGCGACGGGCCAGCUGCCAAGUUACGGACGAAUUACGUCGACGGAGCCGAGCAUCGUGCGUAUCGUAAAGGACGACAAUAAAUUGCCGUACCCCAGCACCACUGAAGAGAGUUACUCGGAGUCAAAGCUGAUCGCCAAAGAUUCGAGCAGCAAGAGAGGCGUGUCGAGGAAUUCAACCUUCGUCGAAAUCGAUAUCGUCAAGCACACGCCCGGCGAGUCGGAGGAAAACUGGGAGUCACACGCGGACGAGGCGACGGCCGACGACGACGAGCUGCAAAACAAAAAGGUCUAUAACGAAACUCUAAAAGCCUACGUGGUGGAAAAUCUCGUGACGUUGGCGCCGGUCAAGAGCAACACGGGGAUCGGCAGGCCGGUGCGACCGAGACCGAAGAUCGACUUCCCCGACGCGACUCUUUUGGAGCAGUUGUUCGGAGUGCGCGAUUACACGCACGACCGAGACACGGCCAACACCGAAUUCAUCUCUGAAUCGUCCUCCUCCUCGCACGAGAGCCAGGACUCCACGAAGGCCGACUCCGGAAGGGAAACUUUGAAUCGUACGAGCACUAUAGUGGAACAGAUAGUCGAAGUUGUGACCUCUAUCAGUACCAGAGUGUCGUCCAACAUUAAAAACGAUCCAGUCAUCCUGAAAUUCAUCGUCACCAAUUCUACUAAUCCUCAUUCAGAGGAGACUUCGACGUCGGACGACGAAGCGGAUAAGUCACUCGAAUCGGAUGUCGACACAACGGAAAGGAUAUUCUCGCUGACCGUUGAAAAACGACCGUUUUCGUCAGCGGCGAAUUUAAGAACGAUGCAGACGUCGGACAGGAAAAUGUCGCUCGAAGAGAACAGAGUUCUGCUGGAGAAGCUCAAGGAGCUCGCGCAAGUCAAAACGAAUGACGAUUCCGUGCAAAUCAUUAGGAACGACUCAAACUUGAGCGAGAUGUUGCGACUUCAAGCGUCGUCGUUGAAUAUCGACGAGCUGAAGAAAAUCGCCGACGUCGUGACGGGAAACGAGACUCUAAAGAACGCGAGCUCGGGAUUCAUGUUGAAUCGCGACGGGGUGAAAAUAUUUACGAAGAUACUAAAUAAGGAAGAGGACCGAGAAAAUAACGCAGACGAGAUACGUACAGUGUCAGCGAUCCGAAAAAUCAGCGAAACUAAUGAUAGCUGCAUUGGUUUCCUGUGCGGAGACGGAAAAUGCUUGGACACUAGCGCGAUUUGUAACAUGCUUGUAGAAUGUCCGGGCGCGGAGGACGAGGCUAACUGCACGUGCGCUGAUUUCCUCAAGACACAGUUGUUAUCUCAAAAAAUCUGUGACGGUAUCACCGAUUGUUGGGAUUAUUCGGACGAGAACAAUUGCGACUGGUGCGAGAAAGGUCAAUUCGUAUGCGGUAACAGCAAAUUCUGCGUUGAUACAAAUAAGGUGUGCAACGGUUUUAGCGAUUGUCCCGGCGGCGAAGAUGAAAAGAAAUGCACCGCUCUGAUAGACGACGAGUCAAAGGAAGACAUAACUGGAUCGCGGAUUAACAUCGUCCCGACGGAAAAUCUAUCGAAAAAUCAUUCCGAGACAGUCAAAGAGCCUUAUCAUCUCGAUCAAGCGAUCGAGUCUUCUAUCGUGGACACAACUACUCUAUAUAUUCCGCCUGAUGGUUUCCAAGGUUCUGAGAGAUUAAUAAACGACAGGAACGACUUAUCUCCGAAGUUAAUUGAUCAAUCGGCUCGAAAUAGAAAUGCUGAGGGGAGCAAAGACGUGGUUGCAGUUUCCAGUAGAGAAACAUCUUUGAACGUUUUGAGGAACGGUUUGACCCCGGGGAAUAAUUUGCGUGCCAAAAGUAACAGAACUUUUCCAGUAGCAAAGGCUUAUAACAAGGAGAUCGAUAAUUAUAACAACAGGGGAUACCUCGGCAUACGAAAAAAUGGCGUAUGGGGAAAGCUUUGUUUAGUCGACAGCCGCGUUACGUGGUCCAUUGAGGAUCUUGCUAAGGCCGCGUGCAAGGCUAUCACGUAUCAAGAUUACGAAACGGUGGAAAAAGUGCUGGAUCAAAACCCGCCUCCGAAUCAAUUUUACUACGCUUUAUCGUACAACGAUAGAUCAGAUAGAACAGCUUUGUCUUUCAAAUCGUCCCAGUGCCCGAGCGGCGAGGUUCUCAAAGUGAAAUGCAAAAAUUUCGAAUGCGGAAUAAGAACUCAGGUGGCAUCGACUGCGAGGAUUGUUGGCGGUGCCAGUAGCUCCAUGGGCAACUGGCCUUGGCAAAUAGCUCUGUACAAGGAUGGCAAUUAUCAAUGCGGAGGUGCUCUAAUUAACGAAAGAUGGGUCGUAUCAGCUGGGCACUGCUUCUACCGCGCUCAGGAUAGCUAUUGGGUCGCGAGAAUCGGCGCGACUCGUAGAGGAAGUUUCCGAAGUCCGCACGAGCAGCUCUUACGGGUGGAUUACAUAUCGCUGCAUCCGGAUUACGUCGACAACGUGUUCGUCAAUGACAUAGCUGUAAUAAGACUCGAACGAGCGGUCAGCUUCAGCGAUUACAUUCGACCGGUGUGUCUCCCGAAAGCACCGGUCCCCAGCGGAACCGUCUGCGUCGUAACUGGUUGGGGACAAAUAUACGAAGUCGGCAGGGUGUUUCCUGACACUUUGCAAGAAGUAUCAAUUCCGGUGAUGUCGACGGAAGAUUGUCGACGGAAGACUCUGUUCUUGCCGCUGUACAGGAUUACAUCUGGCAUGCUAUGCGCAGGAUUGGAGAACGGUGGCAAAGACGCCUGUCUCGGGGACAGCGGUGGCCCUUUGGUAUGCUUGUCUCCCUUCGAAAAUCGUUAUGUACUACAAGGAAUUACAUCAAAUGGCUACGGAUGUGGAAGACGAGAACGACCGGGCGUCUAUACAAAAAUUUACUCUUACAUGUCAUUUAUCGAUUACGUCAUCGCGCAGAAAGACAUCAAACCUUCCGCGGUGGAGUUCUGCAAGGGUCACAGAUGCCCCCUCGGAGAGUGUUUACCCAAAUCACGCGUCUGCAACGGAUUUCUGGAAUGCUCCGACGGCAGCGACGAACGAGAUUGUUCCGCAGUCUCGCGAUAAUACAAGACUGAUAUGUCGAUAUGAUAAUAAUGUAUAAAUGCGAUUUAUGUAAGUUAGCACGUCCGAUGAAUAGAUGUAGUUUCAUCGAUGGAAUCGCUCACGCGAUUGUAUAUAAGUUGUAUGUACGUAAAGAUACGUCGCAUCAACGUCUUAUUAAUCUCUUCAAAGACAAUACAUGUAAGUGUAUUUUUGCAAGUCACGUCACGCGCAAACAAUAUUUUAUAGUACCUUAUAGUAAUUAUCUUCCUACAUACAAAAAUGUGGUAGUAUCAAUCUGGAGACAAUGCGAGUUCGGCAGUAACUCGCGCAAAUGCAAUGUCUACAAAGUGCAGUUAGCAAUUGAAAUUUGCUUGAAAAGAAUGGAUCGUAAACAGGGGCUGUAUGGUUCAAGACGUAAAAGCGAAUUACAAAAGGAGAUGUGAUAGAACAUUCCACGUUCUUUUUAUAUUGUUAGAGGACUAUUUUGUUGAUCGCGGAUCAUGUAUUUAUAGCGUAGAAAUAGAAUUAAAGUACAGUAAGCAGCAAAACUCGACUAGAGACUGUUGCGGAAAAAACUUUAGAUUCUAUAAUUAUACCUUCAAGAGAAGGAUUCUUUUACUUGUAGACUAAUUGUAUAUAUACAUAUCAAGAAAAAAUAGAAUGAAACUUUGCGAUUAUUUAUUUAGAACGAAUCUUUGCGAAUCUCUCAAUGUAUCGUGUCUAUUAAUGGUCAGUUACUUGUAGUUUCUAUGUAAACAAUCAUCUUCAUGCAGAAUUAGAAUUAACUUGACUCGAAAUUUAUAUUAAUUAUGCUUUUAGGCCAAAUACUUUAAGUUACGCUAUUGGCAAGAUUUGAUCAAAUAAAAAGAGUCUAGUCUAUAAUGUAAAAAGACACGACUUAUCUUCAAUGUACAUAUUACGAAAUUAUUAUGAAAUUUACAAUUAAUGUAAAAUUCACAAGAAAAAAAGAUGGCAGCAAAUAUAUUCUUUUUGUAAAAUUCAUAUUCCUUUCAUUGUAUCCAAUUUUUAGUUUGGACAAUUAGAAGGUGAUUAUUGUGUAAUGAUACAAGGAAUGAUGUACAACUCUUCACUUUAUUAGAUUUAUUAGUCAGAUUCAUCACCAAAAAAUUAUAUCCACGAAAGAUAGUAAAUAUAUCGUACAUACUCAUAUUUAAAUAAAAGCUUUUGUAAAUAAUUUCACGAUACAGUUAUUACAUUAAAAAUAAAUGAAAUAAUUAUGUAUUUUAUUACAAAUUGUGCGAUACGGACAAAUGAACAGUAAAGUUAAUGUCGCUGUUGUUUCAUAACAAAUGUCCUUUAAUACUUCACUUAAGUAAGCUUACUCAAGUAACAUUAGUAUUAGCGUGCUCUCGUUAAAUGUCUCACACUGUUAUAGACUUCUACUUCCAGUUCUCGAUUAUUGAUAUCCCAUUUGUAAAUACAUAUCGUAUAAUACUGAACUCGAUAGAGUGAAAGUUAAGAGGCAAAGCAUAUCGAACUAUUGAUGAUGGCAUCCGACACCAUUUAGGAGUAAUGCUCAGAGG
This is a messenger RNA of Wasmannia auropunctata (little fire ant), 7558 nucleotides long. RefSeq lists its product as uncharacterized. Gene Ontology annotation, molecular function: serine-type endopeptidase activity; protein binding. The transcript has 12 exons. The record is from RefSeq and is a predicted model, not a curated record. NCBI's taxonomy places the organism in Eukaryota, Metazoa, Arthropoda, Insecta, Hymenoptera, Formicidae. Gene Ontology annotation, biological process: proteolysis. Bases 783 to 6035 code for a protein of 1750 amino acids.